AUGAGUUUCAUCAUUGAAAAAGAAUCUGACUUUAAAUAUAUUCAUCGUAUUUUAAAUACAAAUAUUGAUGGUAAAAGAAGAACUCCUAUUGCAUUAACAGGAAUCAGAGGUAUUGGAAGAAGAUUUGCUCAUUUAAUUUGCAAAGUAUUAAAAAUAGAUCCCAAUUCAAGAGCAGGAACCUUGACUGAAGAUUAAUGUAAUAGAAUCACAUAAGUAAUUAGUGACCCUGAAUCAUUCGGAAUUCCAUUAUGGUUACUUAAUAGAAUUAACGACUUUAAAGAUGGUAAAAAUUAUUAAUUAGCCUCCAAUACACUUGAUACUAAAAUAAGAGAAGAUUUAGAAAGGUUAAAAAAAAUUAAAUCUCACAGAGGUCUCAGACAUUUUUGGGGACUUAAAGUUAGAGGCUAACAUACCAAAACUACUGGACGUCAUGGAGUUACUAUUGGUGUUGUUAGAAAGAAAUGAAUAGCUUUUAUUUAUUUUUUUGUAAAAAAAUAACAUAGAUUUUAUAUUGAUUAUAUGUUUUUUUAUUAGUUUUUUAUUUUAUAUUAUUUAAAUAUUUUAAUCAUUUUUUUUUAUU
Messenger RNA from Ichthyophthirius multifiliis, 580 nucleotides. Its product is annotated as ribosomal protein, putative. The record is from RefSeq and is a predicted model, not a curated record. Gene Ontology annotation, biological process: translation. Lineage: Eukaryota; Ciliophora; Oligohymenophorea; Hymenostomatida. Gene Ontology annotation, cellular component: cytosol; ribosome; small ribosomal subunit. Gene Ontology annotation, molecular function: RNA binding; structural constituent of ribosome. The transcript has a single exon.